This is a messenger RNA of Bipolaris sorokiniana ND90Pr, 1731 nucleotides long. RefSeq lists its product as uncharacterized. The record is from RefSeq and is a predicted model, not a curated record. Bases 1 to 1731 code for a protein of 576 amino acids. Lineage: Eukaryota; Fungi; Ascomycota; Dothideomycetes; Pleosporales; Pleosporaceae. Gene Ontology annotation, molecular function: oxidoreductase activity; copper ion binding. The transcript is spliced from 4 exons.
AUGGUCUCCAAGUAUCUCUUCUCAGCACUUCAGCUCGCCUCGCUUGUCAAGGGCAUCUACGGCCAGGUCGAGGUUCUUGCUGAGCGUCCCGCCAAAUAUGUCGAUGACACUCCUGAAGCAGAGAAAGUGGCACUGGCAUCUAUUGUCGAAGAUGAUCCGGCCGAUGUAGUCUACCCCAGUCUGCGUCCUGCUCGUCUCGUGGGCUACGAUGGCAUCUCGCCUGGUCCCACCAUUAUCGUGCCCAGGGGAACAGAGAGCGUGGUACGCUUCGUCAACCAAGGCGAUCGCGAGAGCUCAAUCCAUCUUCAUGGUUCGCCUUCCCGUGCUCCAUUUGACGGAUGGGCUGAAGAUCUGAUUCAGCGAGGCCAGUACAAAGAUUACUACUAUCCCAACAACCAAGCUGCAAGAUUCCUCUGGUACCACGACCACGCCAUGCACUUCACGGCAGAAAACGCCUACUUCGGGCAAGCCGGCGCCUACCUAAUCACGGACCCGGCCGAAGACGCUCUCGGUCUCCCCUCGGGCUACGGCAAAUACGACAUCCCGCUCGUCCUCAGCUCAAAAUACUACAAUGCCGACGGCACCCUGCAAUCCAGCCUCGGCGAAGACAAAAGCCUCUGGGGCGACAUCAUCCACGUCAACGGCCAGCCCUGGCCUUUCCUAUCCGUCGAGCCACGCAAGUACCGCCUGCGCUUCCUCAACGCAGCUGUAUCCCGGAAUUUCGCUCUCUACUUUGUAAAAGCUGAUGCCACUGCUACACGGCUGCCGUUCCAGGUCAUCGCGUCGGAUGCAGGACUACUUACGCACCCGGUUCAGACAUCGGAUAUGUAUGUUGCAGCGGCUGAGCGCUACGAGAUAGUAUUUGACUUUGCGCCCUUUGCCGGCCAAGCGAUUGACCUGAAGAAUUUCGCGAAAGCAAAUGGCGUCGGUACUGAUGAUGACUACGCGAAUACGGAUAAGGUGAUGCGGUUCCGCGUUAGCAGCGCUGCUGUGGUUGAUAACUCGGUGGUGCCCGCGCAGCUGUCGACGAUCCAGUUCCCAGCUGACAAGACGAGUAUUGAUCACCAUUUCCGGUUCCACCGUACCAACAGCGAGUGGCGCAUCAAUGGCAUUGGGUUUGCCGAUGUGCAGAACCGUAUCCUGGCAAAGGUUCCUCGCGGCACGGUUGAGCUUUGGGAGUUGGAGAACUCGUCGGGUGGAUGGUCGCAUCCUAUCCACGUGCACUUGGUUGACUUCAGGGUCGUUGCGCGGUACGGUUCUGAGAGCACGCGUGGUGUCAUGCCGUACGAGGAAGCGGGACUCAAGGAUGUGGUCUGGCUCGGUCGCCACGAGACGGUGCUUGUAGAAGCGCAUUAUGCUCCUUGGGACGGCGUCUACAUGUUCCACUGCCACAACCUUAUCCACGAAGACCAGGAUAUGAUGGCGGCGUUCGAUGUCACCAAGCUGCAGAACUUUGGGUACAACGAGACGACUGACUUCCAUGAUCCUGAGGAUGCACGUUGGUCUGCUAGACCCUUCAACGUUGCUGAUCUCAAUGGACAAUCGGGUCUCUUUUCAGAAGCAUCUAUCAAGGCCAGAGUCAAUGAACUGGCUCUUGAGCAGCCUUACAGCGAACUGGACAAGGUAACGGCUUCCCUUGAGGAAUACUACAAGAAGAAUCAGAAGAGACAGGAAGAGUGCAAGGACAGGCCCGCUGGCCCUAUCCCCCGGUACCGCAGGUUCCAGGUCUAA